Molecule: messenger RNA, 2509 nt
Organism: Nematocida parisii ERTm1
Lineage: Eukaryota; Fungi; Microsporidia
Exons: 1
Coding region: 1-2298 (765 amino acids)
Source: RefSeq, a predicted model, not a curated record
AUGGGAGAGAAUCUAAGCACAGAAAUGAAAGAGAAGCAUGACAUGCAUAUGGGUUCAGAUGAAAAUAUAAUACCAACUAAAAUCGUCGAUGUUUCAGAGGCUACGGAUGAUUCAAUAUGGAUAAAAAACUAUAUAAUUGAAGAAGAUUUAUACAAUACGGUAUAUGCCUCAUGUAAAAUACCAAAGAAUAAGAUGACUCUAGUAAUAGGAACAAAAACUCAAUAUGAUUCAAUAAUUAAAUUAUUACUAGCAAUAGGAGGGUAUUACAGGGAAAAGGUAGUAACACAGGGAGAUAUUCUAAUAAAAGAUGAGAAGGGGAAUUACACCACUAGAAACCCAGAGAAGUGGUUAAAAAAGGUCAAUUGCACAUUGAUUGAAGAUCCUAAGUUGUAUAAUACAUUUACUGUGAAAGAAAUAAUUACACACAUAGCUGAACUAAAGGGCAAGAAAAAGGAGGUAGCCAAUAUAUUAAGUCUUCUUGACCUGGAAAAAUGCAAGAACCAGUGUAUGCACAGCUUUAAUCAAUAUCAAGAAAAAAUGCUUAAAAAAGUAAUGCUUGCUAUAGGACUUCUUCUGCAGAAUGAGAUCAACAUAUGGGAAGUGUUUGACAUGGAAAAUUUAGAUCAGGUAAUUGAUUUAAUACAAAAGAACAAUGAAACAAAUAUAAUAACUACUGAAUAUCCAGUGCCGAAUCUUCUUAUAGACAAGGUAGACUGGAUAGUAUUCAUGCAUGGCUCAACUGUAGUAUAUUCAGGAACGAGAGAUCACCUUCUUUCAUAUUUUAGAAUGUCUGGGGUGCUUCGUACUAAAGACUGUUCUCUACACACAUUUUUUUCCACUGAACCAACAGAGAGGUAUAAAACAAAUAGCGCUACUAUGAGUAUAAAAAAUCUUUAUAAAUUAGCCAACGCGCGUAUUAAGGCCUUUCCAGUGGAAUCCAAGAAAAAAAUGUCAAAUGUUUGGUUUGUCAAGAUGGGGAAACCAAAUCUUUGGAUUGUUAAACAGCUUAUGGCAAGGGCCAUGCGCACGUAUGGACCAAUAUUUGGAUUUUGGAUUUACAUUGAGAUAAUGAUGUGUGUAAUAGCCCUUACUUGUAUUGUAGGAAUUAUGUACUUUUUUGGUGCGUAUGAUGGAAGGGCUUUAGGCAUUGCAAAUGUUGUUGAUAAUGGCUCCUUUGAGACAAUUAUUGAUCUACUGCAAACAGUAAAUCAAAUAAGUAACUUUUUUGGGAUAAAGCAGUAUGUAAAUCAGAUAAUAAGAUUUCCAUACACUAUCCAUGGGUUAAAUCUUUUUGCGCAGUCUAUCACUAUGUAUAGGUUCUUAUAUACACUUGCAGCGGCGUUUCUUGUAAAGUACUCUUUAAAAAGCUCAUAUGUAGAGGCAUGUUUAUUUGAUAUUAAAAUGGGCUUAUACAGUCCAUGGAAUCUUAUUAUUACUAUUAUGAUAGAGUUUUUUAUUAGAAAUACGGUUAUUCAUUUUAUAUUUCAAAUAAUCACCUAUUUUAUUGUAAAUAGAAGUAUUUUGCAGAAUCUAGCUCCUAAAAAUUUGAUUAAUUAUUCAACAACGGAUUAUUUGAUUGCUGCUUUUUGCAGUAAUUUUGUGUUUGGACUGUACAUCCAAAUAUUCGGUCUGCUUUCACAUAGUAAUGCUGUUUUAAAUAGACAUGUGUUUUUUGGUACAACUGUCUCUUACUUGUCAAUAGGAAUAGAAAAAAUCAUGGUGGCAAGAAAUAAUAAUCGAAAUUCAUACCAAAUGUUCCAAAGUUCAACAAGAACAUUUACUAUUCCUCUUUUUGAUAGAACAUACAGUGAAAUCAAGCGGCAAACAAAUAUGCCGCCUGUUGUAUCUAGAUGUCCUGUAUUGAGUAGAUCAUUUUGGCAUAUAGAUAGUGGAACUGCUUCUUGCGAUUAUCCUCUAUACAAAUUUAUAGUGAGUAAUAUAUAUAAGUAUAUAUACAAAUGUGGGGUUCCAGCAGUGUUUGACGAGAUUUUUUACAAAUGCUCUGUGUAUCGAGGAUAUUUUAACUCACCUGGCCCCAUACCAGAUUAUUCUGCACUAUAUGAUGCAAUUCAAACAACAGACAACCCAGAAAUAGCAAAGAGUGCCUUGCAGAGGAUAUAUAUGAUACUAACGUAUUUGCCACCGCAUGAAAUAAUGAACGAAAAUACACCGAUAGGUAAUAUAACCAUGGCAGAUAUUCUAUUAACUAGCGCCAAAUACACUAUUCUACCCACUAUACUUCUUUUACUAACUCUUCAACUAAUGUAUAGGAAACUGCAGCCAGGCAUAAGAAAGUAGGUAGCUGAUUUCUACCUUGCCUAGUUUUAUUAUCUCAGGUGCUACAUAUUAUACUUCUUGUACCUAGCACUAAAUUCUAUACAUCAUUUGUUUAUGUUAAUUUCAAUAGCUUAAGCUUAUCUUAGGCAUUCUCACCAUAUAUAUUCUGCCUAUAGAUAGAAGGAUAUACUUAUAGUUGGUUUCACAGGUUAACCUAUGAGAGAAAGUUGGG